This is a messenger RNA of Dunckerocampus dactyliophorus (ringed pipefish), 1382 nucleotides long. It is a transcript of the gene timm29, whose product is annotated as translocase of inner mitochondrial membrane 29. Gene Ontology annotation, cellular component: TIM22 mitochondrial import inner membrane insertion complex. Lineage: Eukaryota; Metazoa; Chordata; Actinopteri; Syngnathiformes; Syngnathidae. Gene Ontology annotation, biological process: protein insertion into mitochondrial inner membrane. The coding region runs from base 61 to 753 and encodes 230 amino acids. The record is from RefSeq and is a predicted model, not a curated record. The transcript is spliced from 2 exons.
UUUGGUUGUCAUAAGGUGACUGACCGCAUUGAACAACAUUAAAACACAUUUAUACGAGAUAUGGCGUCGCGUUUGACAACCAGGAUGUUUUGUGCCAUGAGGGAAACCGCAAACAUUCCUCACUCACAGAGUCGGUGGGAAAAACUAAAAAAUAGCAAAGCAGGUGUAUGGAGCCGCAGUCUGGCCUCCGACUACAAAGAGGCGUGUCGGGAGGCGGUGGUUGGCAUCUAUGAGCAUCCUGUCAAAGCAUCGGUGUACGUUUCCGUGCUCGGUGGAGCAUUAACCUGUUUCCUCUCAAAACCUGACAAGUCGUCCUUUGAGGCCGCUCUGCUGGAACGCUCCAGUCAGCUGGGCCUGCUGUCGUCGUGGAUCCGCAGCGCAACCUCCGAUAAGCAUGUGCAGAGUCUGCUUAAGCUUCGCAAUGAGGGCCGUCUGCGACACAUCAACCUGGGCAUACUCUCGAUCAUUUAUUCGACUGACUACGACCCUGACAGCACACUUUAUGAAGCGCAGUGUUCUAGUUUGUCAGUACUCUGGAGAAACUUACCUGGGCGGGUGUUGGAUGUAGGCUUUGUUGGCCACUGGUGGGUUCUGGACUCCAAGAUGACAAACUAUGACGUUAAUGAAGAGGAGUUCACAGGCCUGCCUGUGCAUAUGCGAGUAACAGCACCACCCGGUGUUCAAGAGGUGGAACUGAAUGAGCGACUGCACAGAGAGUCCUGGUUAGCACUGAAACUACAAGUUGAGAAGUAAGGCAGUGUUAUGGACAGAUGGAAUAGGCAUGAAGAUAUCGAAUGUGGAAACGACUGGAGUGUAUCUAAAAUUAAAAUAUUUGACAUACAGUACGUACUGGGGGCAAACAGCAGAUUACACCCUUGGUUUAUGAAUAAUGAACUUUCCGCAUAUAUUGUAACUUGGUUAUUGAUUUAAAGACAAGCCCGUAUUCGGAGGCAUUAACAAUGAAAGACGUCAGCUUGAGGCACCACUGCAACAUAUAACGAUGAGUAAUAUAAGUCAUAUCCUGCCUAAUGAUUGAAUAUCCAAUAAUAAAUACUUAAGUACUGCAUGAAUUAUGUUUUUUCCAUGACUUUUAUUCCCUUUACAAAUGCCAGAGGCAGGUUCAUGUCAACAGUUUCCUGUCUCACAUAUGAUUUUAAUAUGUUAAAUGUUUUCAAUUGUGCUGCUGCCCUUGGCCUAUGUCUUAUGCCUCUUAUUAAAGACAUUUUUAAUCUUACAAAAUAAAGGUGAAGUGAAAAAACUCAGGUCUACACGCCACAGACAGUGAGAUUGCAAGUCCAAAUGUAUUUUUUUAUUUAUUGUUAAAAUGUUAUUGGGAAAUGCAAUAAAGUGAUGGCUGUAAUUCAACAAGGGAAAAUAAACGG